Drosophila kikkawai is the source of this 958-nucleotide messenger RNA. RefSeq lists its product as uncharacterized. Gene Ontology annotation, cellular component: membrane. The record is from RefSeq and is a predicted model, not a curated record. Lineage: Eukaryota; Metazoa; Arthropoda; Insecta; Diptera; Drosophilidae.
UUGCUUUGGAAUUAACUUUGGUUUUGUUAAGCACAGCAAAUUUGCUAUAUUUUAGUUUGAAUUUCAAAAACCUUUUGCAAUAUGUUCACCCUGAGUCGUUGGACCUGGCCGCGUUGGAUCCCGACGCUAAUGCCAUAUUUCGUGAUGUUGAAUUACUUCAUGGAUCUGCUCUACUCGUUAGUUCACUUUUCCCAUUUGGGCAAACAGCGAGCUGUGGUGAUGAACGUGACCAAUGUAUUUGGUUACAUCUACACCGUUUUCGACAUGUUCCUCAUCUUGGUGUCCCUUAUCCUCACCCUUGGCACCCGCAUUGAGGAGAGUGGCGUGAUUCUGCUGCUCAUCGGCAGAGUGAUCCAUCGCCUGCUCCUCUCCAUUUGGAGCAUGCUCUUGUAUUACCUCUUCAGCGAGUGCCAGGACAUGGGCUGUCUCCUCAUGCUGCUGGCCACCAAGGCCAAGAUGCACGCCGAGAAGGGAUGCCCCAAGAUGGAAGUUAGCAGCUAUCAUCUUCUGUUGCUGGGAGCCAGACUUUGCCUUUGCUGCAUGUUUCUAAUUUGGAUGGAUGAGGAUCUGAAUGUUAUAUUUAAUAUCCUUUCUCUGCUUUUGUUUAUAUCAAUUGGCUUGGGCUUUUACUGCAAGGUGUGUUCAUACCUGACCCUUCUGGUCUUAAUGUAUCAUGACAUCUUCAGCAACCAUUGGAGCAUGCUGUUUGGCUGGAAUGAUUAUUUCCUUUCGAUGAAUUACUUUGCCAUGUUCUUUGGCAAAAUUGGAGCAUUCCUAAUGCUUUCUGAGCUGGGUGCUGGCAAGUGGUCAAUGGACAGUUAUCUGGGACUUAAUGACUAUGAAAGGGAUCAAAAGGGAGGCUACAAGAUCAUAAAGGAGCAGGCCACGGCCUAGAAAAUGUUUGUUUUAAUUUUAAGAUAACGAUUUCCCAGAAAAAGUAAACGAAAAUAUGCACUUU